Messenger RNA from Notothenia coriiceps (black rockcod), 1079 nucleotides. RefSeq names its product acylamino-acid-releasing enzyme-like. The transcript has 5 exons. The coding region runs from base 158 to 625 and encodes 155 amino acids. The record is from RefSeq and is a predicted model, not a curated record. Gene Ontology annotation, biological process: proteolysis. Gene Ontology annotation, molecular function: serine-type endopeptidase activity. Lineage: Eukaryota; Metazoa; Chordata; Actinopteri; Perciformes; Nototheniidae.
AUGCAAGUUUUGUAUUUGUUCUUUCCUAGUCAACUAUCGAGGCUCUAUUGGGUACGGCCAGGACAAUAUCCUCUCAUUACCUGGCAACAUUGGCACCCAGGACGUCAAGGAUGUUCAAUUUGCUGUGGAAAGUGUCCUGAAAGGUGAUGAAUUCGACAUGCAGAAGGUGGCAGUUUCUGGGGGCUCCCAUGGGGGUUUCCUGGCCUGUCAUCUGAUUGGCCAGUACCCAGGGUUCUACAAGGCAUGUGUGUCUCGCAACCCUGUCACCAAUCUGGCCUCUAUGAUCGGCAGCACAGACAUCCCAGACUGGUGCAUGGUUGAGGCUGGCUUUGACUACACUACAGACUGUCUACCUGACCCUGCUGUGUGGGAACAAAUGCUGAACAAAUCCCCCAUUAGAUACGUCACACAGGUGCAAACACCAGUAUUGCUUACCUUAGGGGAAGAUGACAAGCGUGUGCCCAGCAAGCAAGGAAUUGAAUAUUACAGAGCUCUGCAAGCAAAGAAAGUCCCAGUCCGGUUACUGUGGUACCCAGGAAACAAUCACUCUCUCUCCAAGGUUGAUGCCGAGUCCGAUGGAUUUAUGAACAUCGCCUUGUGGAUAAUUCAACACUUGUGGAAGUGAUGGUACACACUACUGUAAAUGUAUGCAUGGUGGUGUGCCAAGGAUCUUGCUACCAGGAAAAGAGAGCAGGAGACUGGUGUGCAAUGUGUGUUCUGCUCACUCUUCCGGGACCAUGUGAGGUCCAAUCCAAAGCCAAAGCAUUGAAUGUCCUAUCCAACCUGAACACAGUUUGUAUAACUGUGCUUUACUUCUAUCUAAUCUACUGUAUCUGUGGCUAUGGUAACUGCCACUGCUUCUUUCAAUGUUUGUAAAAAUAAUAUUUUAACACACUACUUGAAUAGAAGUCGUUUUUUUUCAUACAGUUUUGCCUUUGCAAUCUUUAAACACACUGAGAAAAUAAAGAUAUUUUCAGUGUGUUGCUUGUAGGUUUUAUUAACAAAUGAACAUUCAUUUUCUCUGCUAUACUUUUAGAUUUUAUGAUGCAGUACAUUUAAUAAAGUGAUUGUCAAAAUGC